CUUUCGUCGGUUCUCGUCCGCCUCUUUCUUCUUCUGGUGUGUGUGGAGCAGCAGGAAGCGACGGGCUGAAGGUCUGAGCAGGCUCAUCAUGCUGUCUGGGUGGCCACGCCCCUCCUGGCCCCGCCCCUCACUGCUCCUCCUCUUCCUCCUCGUUGGAUCAGCUGCUUCCUCUCCGUCAGCUGUCAACACCAGCGAGGCCCGUCGGGUGGUGACUCUGGCGGCCAUCUUGCCCCUGACGAACACGGACUACGCGUGGGCGUGGCCUCGCGUGGCGCCGGCGCUCCUCCAGGCGGUGCAGCGGGUAAACUCUGACCCCUGGCUGCUGCCGGGCCUGAAGCUCCAGCUGGUUCACGGCAGCUCGGAGAACCCGGACGGGUUCUGCUCGGACUCCAUGGCGCCGCUGGUGGCGGUGGACCUGAAGCUGGCCCACGACCCCUGGGCCUUCGUCGGGCCCGGCUGCGACUACUCGUCCUCGCCGGUGGCCCGCUUCACCACGCACUGGGACGUUCCCAUGGUGACGGCCGGCGCCCGCGCCAUCGGCUUUGAGCGCUACGCGGCGGUCACCAACACGGGCCCCACCCACCGGAAGCUGGGCGAGUUCGGCGUGCGGCUCCAGGACGCCUUCGGCUGGCGGCGCCACGCCAUGCUGCUCUUCAGCGACAACAAGGACGCCAACGACGACCGGCCCUGCUACUUCGCCGUGGAGGGCCUCUACACGCUGCUGGGACGCCACAACGUCAGCAUCCGGGACCACGUGAUCGAUGCCGACAGCCUCAACCUCAAGAGCGUGGUGCAGGAGAUCCAACAGCACGGCCGAGUGGUGUACCUCUGCUGCUCCUGGGACAUCCUCAGAAGUCUGAUGGUCCAGUUCUGGAAGGAGGGGGUGGAGUUGGAGGACUACGUCUUCUUCUUCAUUGAUCUUUUUGCGGAGGGUCUGGGGCGGGGCCCCGUCCGGCCGUGGUUCAGAGGAGACCAGGACGACUUCGCUGCCCGCCGCGCUUUCAGGAGUGUGAAGGUUCUAACCUACCUGGAGCCUCAGAAUCCAGAAUAUCUUCAGUUUGUUGAAACUCUGAAGAACGACGCAAAGACAAUGUUCAACUUCAACAUCAAAGACUCUCUGUAUAACCUGAUCGCUGCAGGUUUCCAUGAUGGAGUCAUGAUGUACUCUCAGGCUCUGAACGAGACACUGAGUGAGCAGAGACCAGGACCAGGACCAGGAGGGGUGUGGAGGCCCAGAGGAGACGAGGUGACCAAGAGGAUGUGGAACAGGACCUUCUCAGGAGUGAUGGGGCCGGUGGAGAUGGACGAGUUUGGGGACAGACAGAUGGACUUUGCUGUUUGGGACACGAUCGACGUUGAGUCUGGAGAGUUCCAGGUAGUGUGUGUGUACAACAGCAGCAUGAAACAGCUGGUCAUGCAGAGUGGGCGGAGCUUCCAGUGGCCAGGUGGCUCUCCACCUCCAGAUGUCCCAGAGUGUGGCUUCAAGAACGACCAACCCUGCCUCGCACGUACAGUUACGAUGCAUCAGAUGGUUGCCAUAGUGAUCUGCUUCGUCUUUGUUAUCAUUGUUACUGUGACUGUCUUCAUUUACAGGAAGUUGAAGCUGGAGAGCGAGUUGGCGGCUCAGCUGUGGAGAGUUUCAUGGGACGACGUCCAGAUGAGCAACCUGGAUAAAGUUCUGAGGAGAACCUGCAGCAGACUCACCAUGUCACUGAAAGGAUCCAACUGCGGCUCUCUGAUUACCAUGGAGGGGAACUUCCAGAUCUACACCAAAACUGGAUACUACAAGGGAAACCUGGCAGCUAUCAAGUAUAUCAACAAGAAACGUAUCGAACUGACCAGGAAGGUCCUGUUUGAACUAAAACAUAUGCGAGAUGUUCAGAAUGAGCACCUGACACGCUUCAUUGGUUCCUGCGUUGAUACACCAAACAUGUGCAUCAUCACAGAGUAUUGUCCCAGAGGCAGCCUACAGGACCUGAUGGAGAGCGACAGCAUCACUCUGGACUGGAUGUUCAGAUACUCUCUCAUCAAUGACAUCGUCAAGGGCAUGUUGUUCCUCCACAACAGCGUCAUCGUCUCCCACGGUAACCUGAAGUCCUCUAACUGUGUGGUGGACAGUCGCUUCGUCCUGAAGAUCACUGAUUAUGGUCUGGAGAGUCUCCGGACCGCCAACUGUCCCGAGGACACACACGCGUACUACGCACGUAAACUGUGGACGGCACCGGAGCUGCUGAGGGCAGAGUGCCCCCCCCUUGGGACUCAGAAAGGAGACGUUUACAGCUUCAGCAUCAUCCUGCAGGAGGUGGCUCUGCUGAGAGGAGUCUUUUACCUGGACUCACACACUCUGACUCCUAAAGAGAUCGUCAUGGCGGUGCGGCGUGGAGGUGCCCCGUCCCUCCGUCCCUCCCUCUGCCUCCACAGUCACAGUGAGGAUCUGGGGGUCCUGAUGCAGCGCUGCUGGAGCCAGGAGCCCACCGAGAGACCGGACUUCAACAGCAUCAAGAUCCUGCUGAGGAAGCAGCACAGGGGUUAUGGUUCAAACAUCCUGGACAACCUUCUGUCUCGUAUGGAGCAGUACGCCAAUAACCUGGAGGAGCUGGUGGAGGAACGAACCGCCGCAUAUCACGAGGAGAAACGCAAGGCUGAGACUCUGCUGUACCAGAUACUACCUCACUCAGUAGCGGAGCAGUUGAAACGAGGUGAGACGGUUCAGGCCGAAGCUUUUGACUCCGUCACCAUUUACUUCAGUGACAUCAUCGGCUUCACCGCGUUGUCGGCUGAGAGCACACCACUGCAGGUCGUGACCUUGUUGAACGACCUCUACACCUGCUUUGACGCCAUCAUCGACAACUUUGAUGUUUACAAGGUGGAGACCAUCGGCGACGCCUACAUGGUGGUGUCCGGUCUGCCGGUGAGGAACGGGAAGCUCCACGGACGGGAGGUGGCCCGGAUGUCUCUCGCCCUGCUGGACGCCGUCAAGAGCUUCAGGAUCCGACACCGAGCCAAUCAGCAGCUCCGGCUCCGCAUCGGCAUUCACAGCGGUCCAGUGUGUGCAGGUGUGGUCGGGCUGAAGAUGCCGAGGUACUGUCUUUUCGGAGACACAGUCAACACAGCGUCACGCAUGGAGUCCAAUGGAGAGGCUCUGAGGAUUCACGUUUCCGAGGCGACCCGAGACGUUCUGCAGGAGUUCAACUGUUUCCAGCUGCAGUUUAGAGGAGAAAUCCAGAUGAAGGGAAAAGGAACCAUGAGGACGUUCUGGCUGCUGGGAGAGGAGGACUGAAGGAGGAGAGGAGAGGAGGGAGGAGGAGAGGAGGAGACAGACUGAAGGAGGAGAGGAGGAGGACUGAAGGAAUACAGGAGGAUGAAUGAAGGAGGAGAGGAGGACGCAGACUGAAGGAGAGGAGGAGGACUGAAGGAGGAGGAGAGGAGGACGCAGACUGAAGGAGAGGAGGAGGACUGAAGGAGGAGGAGAGGAGGACACAGACUGGAGGAGGAGAGGAGGACACAGACUGAAGAGGGGGCGGGGUUUAGUAACCCCGCCCCUCCUCUCUGAUUGGAUGUUGCCCUCUGACAUCUUUUAAAGUGACAGAAACACAAACAGAGGAAUGUUUGACUUUAAAGAGAAAUCCUCUGAAGUUUAUUGUGUAGAAACAAAGACUCUUGUGCUUUAUUCUCUUUGUGUCGUUAUUACUGAUUAAUUAACCCUUUUUUUAUUUUCACUUAUGUUCAAAUCCUUUCCAAGAUGUUUUCUCAACCAAAGACAACGUAUUUUAAAUGAGUUAUUAGAGACUUUAUCCUCCUUAUAUGUUUACUGUGUUUUUGUCUGUAGACGUAUUGAUCAUUUUAGAUGACCUGCUGUAAAGUGACUAUAAAUCAAUUAAAAACGAGUUUGUUAGAAGGGUUUCCUAAUGUUGGUCCCAAUUCUCAAAAAAACCAAGAAAAACCUGAAAACUUCUUGGAAAUAAUUAAUGAAUUAAUUUGUAAGUGGAAGAGCCUGUGAAAUAAAGAGGGAAUAAAAACUACAU
Messenger RNA from Anoplopoma fimbria (sablefish), 4025 nucleotides. RefSeq names its product natriuretic peptide receptor 1a (gene npr1a). Lineage: Eukaryota; Metazoa; Chordata; Actinopteri; Perciformes; Anoplopomatidae. Gene Ontology annotation, biological process: intracellular signal transduction; cGMP biosynthetic process; receptor guanylyl cyclase signaling pathway. Gene Ontology annotation, molecular function: guanylate cyclase activity; protein kinase activity; ATP binding. Gene Ontology annotation, cellular component: membrane. The record is from RefSeq and is a predicted model, not a curated record.